Molecule: messenger RNA, 300 nt
Organism: Adineta ricciae
Lineage: Eukaryota; Metazoa; Rotifera; Eurotatoria; Adinetida; Adinetidae
Source: the annotation of a GenBank genome assembly
AUGCAGACAGUUAAAGAAACGUUGUUGUAUUACAUAAAAUUCUUCAAUUUCUCUCACACAUUAACUCAAUCGUACUCAUUCAACAUGGACGGUGCUGUCAGCCAACACUAUAAAGAAGCUACAGACAGUAAAUUGACCAGUAAAGACAAGGAACUUCUCAGUGAAACUAAAUCGCCUACAAAAGAUUCUGAUUUACAAGCUGAAAAGUUUGGUGGAGACACACCAAGUCAGCAAGGUAGCGGAACAGCUACGACACUCGAUAAUGCCAGUGGACAAACGAAUCCUAACGUUAUCUACUAA